CAUUCCUUCAGCAACAGGAGAGUUCCAAGUUUACGAUCUCCACAAACAUGAGCAGCUCGGCUGUAACUCGCUGUGAUAAUGUCCAUGGAUGAAAUCUCUGCCUUGGGUACAUAAUUGGAUCAACAGAUACAGAAACUGCAAUACAGAUUUAAAGGCACUUAGUUACACACUGGGCCAAUAUGGCUGCUUCAGGAAUGUCAAAUUAUGCAAAAAGAAUGGCACGACUUGCAGCAAGAAUAUUUGCUGAGGUUCCAAGGCCUACAAACUCCAAAUCAUUGAAAGUUGUGAAACUAUUUGAAAAGGAACCCAUAAGCUCAAAUCAAGAAUUGAUGGACUACUACCCUAAGCAUCAUGAAACAGACUUGUUUAUGCGCCGUCUACGAUACCAUGGGCUGUUCAGAGAUGAACAUCUUGAUUUUAAAGAAGAAAUGGCUAGACUAAAGAAGCUUCGAGGAAAAGGAAAACCCAAGAAAGGAGAAGGAAAACGAGCAGUGUUAAAGCAGUCAUGACGAGGAUCAAAAUUUAAUGCUUUUUUUUCUUGAUGUGUAGGAAUGAGUGACAUAACCAAUGGUAUAUGUACCACUAAUGAGACAAUGUGGAUUGACUGAAGUGGUUUUCCCCCUUUUGUAGAUAAAACUAAUAAAAUAGUGCUU
Molecule: messenger RNA, 653 nt
Organism: Liolophura sinensis
Lineage: Eukaryota; Metazoa; Mollusca; Polyplacophora; Chitonida; Chitonidae
Product: small ribosomal subunit protein mS33-like
Exons: 3
Coding region: 180-509 (109 amino acids)
Cellular component (GO): mitochondrion
Source: RefSeq, a predicted model, not a curated record